Mycena indigotica is the source of this 465-nucleotide messenger RNA. RefSeq lists its product as uncharacterized. The coding region runs from base 1 to 465 and encodes 154 amino acids. Lineage: Eukaryota; Fungi; Basidiomycota; Agaricomycetes; Agaricales; Mycenaceae. The record is from RefSeq and is a predicted model, not a curated record. The transcript is spliced from 3 exons.
AUGCUCAUCUUGAUCAAGGUUGUUGGGAAACGCCGUAUGCAAAAUGUUCAGACAGAAUUGGAUAAAGCGGGAGCAGUCCCCAUUCGUGAUGUUUCCCUGACCAAGUUCAUUACAGCGUUGCUGGACGCUGAAACUGACCAGCGGCGUAUUCGUGGAUUGUUUUUCGGCGACUGCGUCGAAAGCUUUCCUCCGGGCAUUGGAUGCUCAAAGAAUGUUGCAAGAGACACUGGCCGGACGCGUACCUCUCUUCUCACCUUCCGCAAUCCCACGAUUGGAUCGCGGCAAUGGUGGUUGCCGCGAGGGUUUGGUGGAGAUCAAGCACGCCUUACGAGAUGCUCAAUGUUGUUCUGCUUUGACCCGUCUGCAACUGCAAGUGCAUGUCAAGUCUCGACUGCUCAUCUACACACGGCAGCACUCGCACACUCAUUCGCGGACACUACACCACCAUCCGAGUCAAAACGUUAA